Arabidopsis thaliana (thale cress) is the source of this 735-nucleotide messenger RNA. It is a transcript of the gene NAC077, whose product is annotated as NAC domain protein. Lineage: Eukaryota; Viridiplantae; Streptophyta; Magnoliopsida; Brassicales; Brassicaceae. The record is from RefSeq and is marked reviewed. The transcript has 2 exons. Bases 37 to 735 code for a protein of 232 amino acids.
UAAACUCUUUAUAUAUCUGUGACUUGUGUUUAUGGGAUGCAUAUAGAUGCGUAUGUAUUGUGUAGAGUGUUCUUCAAGCAAAACAAUACAGGGAGCAGAUAUGCACCAUUCUUGGAAGAAGAGUGGGAUGAUGAUAAUGGUGAAAGAGUUGCGAUCCAUGUUCCAGAUGACGGUCCAUUGCCUCUUUGUGUCCUCAACAAAGAAGCUCCAUUGCCUCUCAUCCAAUACAAACGCAAGCGCCGAAUCAGCUCAAGUCAAACCACUCAAGACCACCGUUCCUUCACAGAAACAAUCAUUGACAGUACUGCUUCCGCUGAGCCGCUCGAUAUCUCAGAACGAAUUGCAUUAAGAGCGCUCAACGGUAUGUUAGAUGAUCUGGAGAAGGAGCAAGAACCAGUUGUUGUGGAUGGCAAUAAAAUCAACGAGAUUCAACAGGAAAGUCAGUUGCAGAGAAAGAAACUCAUAGAUCUGAACCUCAAAGAAGACGCUCCAUCGCCUCUUUGUGUCGUCAACAAAGAAACUCCAUCACCUCUCAAAUAUAUGAUCGAUGAUCUGGAGAAGGAACAAGAACCAGCCACCAAGAGGAUCAACGAUCUGGUACUGAAGGAGAAUGACGAGAUAGUUGUGUUCAGAGAGAUGCAAGAGCGUGAAAGUAUGAAGGCAGAAAUGGAGAUAAGCUUUCUUGAAGCGCAAAUUGAUGCGUUGGAUAGAAAAAUUGAUCAUCCUCAUAAAUAA